Oikopleura dioica is the source of this 465-nucleotide messenger RNA. The record is from the annotation of a GenBank genome assembly. NCBI's taxonomy places the organism in Eukaryota, Metazoa, Chordata, Appendicularia, Copelata, Oikopleuridae.
AUGAAACCUAACGCGGCCACCUCUACAACUCAUAAGAAAAUCACACCGAAGAGAAAGGCGCCUGCACCACCACUGAUGCCAAAGAGAUCGGCUCCAUCUUCUCCAGAACUCAAGACACCAAACGAUUUCAUCAUCGACGAGUUUGAAGAAUUGGACAAUAACAACAAGAAUUCUGACGAGCUUACUGACGAUGGCACCAAAAGAACCCAGCGUUUCCCUGAUCCCUACCUCGGCGAACGAGUGCAACCAGCCAUCGAAGCCGACUUCGGCAAAAACAAGAUCGACGCAAAAGACAGCUCAGUCAUCGGCUUCUACAACCAGGGGAGCAAGCGAGAUGACUUCCAGGGCUUGAAGUUUCGACGAUACUUUACCUUCAGAACCGACGAUGACAAAGAACUCAUCGGCUCCUGGCUCACCAAGCCACAACCGCGAGACAAUCAUCGACGUCCACACUUCCGAAACUAA